AUGGUUUCAUUUUUCUCGCUCACCACACAGGCUUUAACUUCGCUUGCUUUUGCUUUAGUUGUUCAAGGUAUUGCUAUUCCUGAAGGUCUUGACAAAAGAGAUGGUCCAGGCUUCGUUGCGUUGGAUUUUGAGGUCAUCAAGAAGCCGCUUAACCUCAACAUCAGCGAGAGUGCUCUCAAGUCAAACGAGAAGAGAUAUGUCCCCUUGACCUUGAUCGACGAAGGUACUUCUUACGCUGCUAACAUCAAUGUUGGUUCAAACAAGCAAAAGCAAACGGUUAUCAUUGAUACCGGGUCCAGUGACUUGUGGGUUGUUGACGCCAAUGCCCAGUGUCAAAACAACGUACAAUGCAAAGGCGAUGGCACCUUCAACCCCAGCACUUCGACCACUUACCAGAGCUUGGGUACUCAAUUUGAAAUUGAGUACGGUGACUACUCCACCUCCCAGGGAACAUGGUCAAAGGACACCGUUGGUUUUGGUGGUGUCUCGAUCACUGGACAACAGUUUGCCGAUGUCGACACCACAUCCGUGAAACAGGGAAUUUUGGGAAUCGGUUACAAAAGUGGUGAGAGUAACUCUCAAUAUGAUAAUGUCCCUGUAUCCCUUAAAAAACAAGGUAUCAUUGCCAAGAAUGCUUACUCGCUUUACUUGAACGCACCUAAUGCUGCAACGGGUACAGUCAUUUUUGGUGGAGUUGACAAAGCAAAAUACUCCGGAAACUUGAUUACCAAUAAGGUUACUAGAAGUGACAGAUUGUCAAUCCAGUUAAAUGGGAUCAAUUACAAUGGAAACCAAUACAGCAACUCAAAGGACGCCUUGUUGGACUCGGGAACCACACUCACCUAUUUGCCAGAAGAUGUUGUUAGCAGCAUUGCUGAACAAGCUGGAGCUUACUUAGUGCAAACUCUGAGCGGGCAGGAGGUCUACCUUGUUGACUGUGGUGUCAACACCAACGGUAACGUCGCUUUCUCCUUCGGUAACGGUGCUUCUAUCACCGUUCCACUUUCGGAGUUUGUUCUCCAAUCUGGACAGUAUUGUGUUUGGGGAAUCCAACCCGACACCAACCUCCCACUUUCUAUCUUGGGUGAUAACUUUUUGCGUCACGCCUAUGUUGUCUACAACCUUGAUGCAAAUACAAUUUCAACUGCUCAAGUCAAGUAUUCUUCAAGUUCAUCCAUCUCGGCAAUUUAA
Messenger RNA from Lodderomyces beijingensis, 1191 nucleotides. The record is from the annotation of a GenBank genome assembly. Lineage: Eukaryota; Fungi; Ascomycota; Pichiomycetes; Serinales; Debaryomycetaceae.